AUGGCGAUGCGGAUGUCGUUGACGAAAAUGGGUCAGGGCCAUAAGCCGUUUCAGUGGUUCUUUUCUCGUGUGAAAGGAUCCUAUUUUUUUAGACGCCGCCGUAUGAAGCCGAUUUUGUUUCUAGCCAUGGUGCUAACCUUGUGUACGUUGAUGCUUCUGGCGGUGGGUAGCAGACCUUGCACAGAAUAUGUAGAAGAUUCGGCAAAGCCGAACGACGACUUCAUUGCCGACUGGGACGCCGAUGACCCAAGACUCGCAUCGCACAUUCGCAGUAACUACAUGAUUCCACCGACGUCCAGAGAAACGCCGUACAACUUGGAAGAGCCACUGCGACGGGAUCACUCACAGAGGAAGCAGUCGAUGGCCGUCGACCGAAUAUUCAAGGGCAAGCGCGACGGCUUCUUCGUCGAAAUGGGAGCCUACGACGGCGAGACUUACUCCAACACGCUAUACUUCGAGAGGUUUCUCAACUGGACAGGACUGUUGGUAGAAGCUGGUGCCAUCAACUUCGCCAACAUGCUUAACAAGAAGCGAAAGGCAUGGCUUCUCAAAGGCUGCGUUCACGGCGCUCAAAAACCAGAAAAACGUCUGUUCGUUGAGGCUAUGGAAGUGGGUUCUACCGAAGAGAAUAUGAACCGCUUAAAGCUGAGCUUAAUGCGCCUAUAUCGUCGAUGUACUGUGGCGAAAGUAUGGUGCUUUCCGUUAAAGAGUGUCAUGAAUGUGAUCAACGUGACCAAAGUCGACUACUUUUCACUGGACGUCGAAGGAGGUGAGCUGCCCAUCCUCAAAAGUAUUCCCGACAGCGGAAUCGAUGUCUCCGUCAUCCAGGUCGAAUACAGCGCCUUCAACGGAGCGUUCUGGAACAAAGACGAAUCGCAUAAACGGCUGACUGAGAUGAGAGACUUCGUGAAAAUUCACAUGCCGAAACUUAAAGAGUACAGAACAAUGGCACUAGACGUGAUUUUUGCCAGACCGGAGCUAUCAACAAUAUAA
Molecule: messenger RNA, 993 nt
Organism: Soboliphyme baturini
Lineage: Eukaryota; Metazoa; Nematoda; Enoplea; Dioctophymatida; Soboliphymatidae
Source: the annotation of a GenBank genome assembly